AUGGACCUGGGCCUGGACCGAGACGUCGGGGAGGACCUCACUUUCGUGAUCAUCAUGAAGACUAUGGGGGUAGAGACAACCACCCCAUGCACAGAGGCAGAGGCAGAGAGAGCAAAGCCAGAGGAGGAGCUCAACCUGGGCAGUAGUGGUGCGCCACCUAGAGACCAGGACUACAGAGACAUUGAUUAUCGAACUGCCUCAAGGGCCUUUGAUUUCAAACCUGAGUUGCUUACCACACCACUCAAACUUGAGAGUGAAACAGCUGCACCAGACAGAUUUAUCGAAUCUGCUUCACAGGACCAAGACUACAGGGGUGCAGUGUUUCAAGACCCGGUGUCCACAACUGUCUCUAUCACGGGUAUUCCAAAAACUGCUACCAUGGAACAGAUUUUGGAAGCCUUCACCUCUCCUGAUGGUGUUCCACUUCAGGGAAUGAAGAUCAAGACUAUUGUUCCAGGUUACAGCUACGAUACUGCCAUUGUGGAGUUUUUAAACCGCGAGGAUGCAGUCCACAUCAUGGAUUCCAACAAGGCUUCUCUCAAGAUUGGCUCUAGUUUGGCUUCCAUGAAAUUUGUCCGGCCAGAGGACUGUGAGAGAGGCACUCCGGAAUCCGAUCAUGGCUUUCCCCAUGACCCUAAGUCCCACAAAGCACAUGCCCCUCCAGAGGAGCUGAAGAGUGGUCUGAUCGACUCUGUGCCAGGCCUGGCCACGGACGGGAGCAGCACAGAGUGGCUGCGCAACUCUGACCUCACUCCGGAGGCAUGGCAGCGGCAGGUGGACCAGCAACUCAAGCAGCCAGACGACACGCAGCGAGAGCCUUGGUCCUGCCAACAACCUCCACCGCUACAAUCAGGCCAAACUGACUACAGCGAAAGCAAAACCCUAAUUAUAAAAUAUGUGAAGCCCACUACAACAGUAGAAACCAUUCUGAAGGCCUUGGACCCUUAUGCCUAUUUGGACGAAAGAAGUGUCCGCAUUGUCAAGGCUAAAACUGGCAACAAGUGUUUCUGUUUCGUCGAUAUGGAAUCACAUGAGCAAGUGAAACGUCUUGUGGAUCUUCUGUCCAAGCUCAAGCCUGUCUACAUCGACGGUUUUAGAAUUUAUGUUGAAAUCGCUAAACCUUUGAAAAACACUCCUCAAUCAAUCCCAACAUGGACACCCCCAGCUCAGCAGCAGCAGCAGCAGCAGCAGCAGCAGCAGUCAUUCAUGCCUCCUCCACAGUACAUGCCGCCCAUGCCUCCUCCUGUCAAUGCACCCACAGAAAUGCAAGGUGGUUUGAUGCCUGUCACUCCUAAUCUGCCCCUGCCCAUAAACCCCAGCAUUACCCAGAGUCUUGGAUAUGUUGAUGUUAAAGUUCCAACCGAACCAGUCGUUCCAGAGUCCCAACAACCUGUUUACUAUAUUACUGACACUCCAGAUGUGAGCAACUAUUUAUAUGAUGCCACGUCAGGCUUUUACUAUGAUCCAGAGACGACACUUUACUAUGACCCGAAUUCGAGGUAUUUCUACAACGCUGAGACUCAGAUAUACCUUUACUGGGACCCUGCACUGAAGGCUUAUAUUCCAGUACCUGGGAGUCAAUCUGCAGAAGGACUGACUAUGGGAGACCAAGCCAUUCUGUCCAAUCCUGCUGCAGACGCCCCUCUGGAGAUGAAGAAACCCCCACCUAAUCCUCAUAUAGCUCAGAGCCCCAAUGUUGCACACAACCCCCCCGCUCCGCAGAUCCCUCAAACUAUACAUGCAUCCUACACUGCAGAGACCCCUCACUCAUCAUUUAGCAUAGAAACUACACAAGCAUCCUUCACCACAGCCACACCCAGCCCACAAGUACCACCUGUGCCACCUGUCCCGUCUGUGCCUGUGCCCGUACCUGUGCCCGUACCUGUGCCCGUACCUGUGCCCGUACCUGUGCCCGCACCGGAUACUGUCACAGCACCUAAAGAACCGGCUCCAGCUGCAACCAUUCCCGUAGAGCCCACCCCAGCAGCAGAACCUGCAGUCCCAACUCAGGAUUUAAAAGACGACGAGGAGGCCCAAAAAGACAAGGAUGAGAAGCCAAAAAGUCGAGCUGCAGUGAAGAUCAUGAAGGACAUGGAACGGUGGGCAAAGAUUCAGAAUCGUCAAAAGGAAAGUGUCCGCACCCCCUCGUCUACUCUGAGAGAUGAUGGCAGGAGACAAUCCAAAUCGGCUGAUGCCGGUUUUGCCGUCUUUGAGAGAAAAGUAACCGGUGGCAGUGAAGAGCUUUUCAAGAUGCCCUUUGCUCCCAAGAAGGACGAGAAGUCAAAGCGUUCUAUGGGGUCUUUAGGUGCGCUGGUGUCAGACUAUGGAGCAGGAAGUGAUGAGGACGUGGAGGAAGACCGGGAAGAGCCCAAAGCCUCUAAAGCCGCUUCACCGGCAGAGAAGGAGGACCGUCUCACAGACUGGAAGAAGAUGGCCUGCUUACUUUGCAGAAGGCAGUUCCCAAACAAAGACGCUCUUGUUCGGCACCAGAGUCUCUCUGAUCUUCACAAACAAAACAUGAAGCUCCACCUCAAGAUAAAAAAAUCUAAAAAGGAGCUGGAAGCACUGGAAAAACAGGAACAACAGUUAAAAGCACAAGCAGCCACAAAAUCGCCAGAGCAGAGAAAGCGGAAACCACGUUCCCCACCUUCUCCACCUUCUCCCCCUCUCCCAGCACCGCAGCCAAAACCACAGCGACAGCCACAACCACAGCCACAGCGGGACUGGGCUGAAAGUGAGAGACCUGGGUUAGGAGCAGAACCGAUCCCUGCACAGAAAAAGAAGAAAAAGGUGUAUACUCAUGCCGCCUAUAAACAAGCAGUGCGCAAUGCCAUGUUUGCGCGAUAUAAGGAGCUGGAUGCGUGCUCCAGCACUUUGCCGAAGUGA
Molecule: messenger RNA, 2886 nt
Organism: Knipowitschia caucasica
Lineage: Eukaryota; Metazoa; Chordata; Actinopteri; Gobiiformes; Gobiidae
Source: the annotation of a GenBank genome assembly